Messenger RNA from Columba livia (rock pigeon), 1659 nucleotides. RefSeq names its product ADP ribosylation factor like GTPase 6 interacting protein 1 (gene ARL6IP1). The record is from RefSeq and is a predicted model, not a curated record. The transcript is spliced from 6 exons. Gene Ontology annotation, biological process: cotranslational protein targeting to membrane. NCBI's taxonomy places the organism in Eukaryota, Metazoa, Chordata, Aves, Columbiformes, Columbidae. Bases 111 to 722 code for a protein of 203 amino acids. Gene Ontology annotation, cellular component: Sec61 translocon complex; membrane.
GUGUUGAAUUUCGAGAAGGCCAAUGAGAACUCCGAGAAGGGCGGCGGAGCCUAUAAAAGGCCGCGGCGCGGGGUGGGAGGGCACUGCCGGCGGGGGAGCGGUUGCGCAAGAUGGCGGCGGGUGACAACAACAGCGUCUACCAGCUGGCUUCAGAAACUGCUAGCUUGGAAGAGCAGUUGCAAGGAUGGGGAGAGGUGAUUUUGAUCACCGACAAAGUCCUUCGCUGGGAGAGAGCCUGGUUUCCUCUGGCGCUGAUGAGCGCCGUCUCCUUUUCUUUUCUGAUGAUCUACUACUUGGACCCGUCGGUUCUGUCAGGCGUCUCCUGCUUCGUUAUGUUCCUCUGUUUGGCCGAUUAUCUUGUUCCUGCUCUUGCACCCAGAAUCUUUGGCUCUAAUAAAUGGACUACGGAACAGCAGCAAAGAUUUCAUGAGAUUUGCAGCAAUUUGGUAAAAUCUCGCCGCAGAAUUGUUGGCUGGUGGAAACGCCUCUUCACGCUGAAGGAAGAGAAGCCUAAAAUGUACUUCUUGACCAUGGUUUUUUCUCUUGCUGUGGUUGCCUGGAUUGGACAGCAAGUUCACAAUCUCUUCCUGACCUAUCUGAUCGUGAGUUUCUUGCUGCUGUUUCCUGGACUAAACCAGCAUGGAAUCAUUACCAAGUAUGUUGGAAUGGCAAAAAGGGAGAUAAACAAACUUCUCAAGCACAAGGAAAAGAAAAAUGAAUGAAGAGUGAACUGAUGUUCACUCUUGUAAAAGGUUUCCUUGGGAACAGUUUUGAGAAUUAAUGUAUAAUUAAGGUAAUAGAAGUUGUGUUGCUCACUGGCUUUUUUUAAUUGGCUCCCUGAUGCAGUGAAAAUGUCACUCUAGCGACUGCUGUGGGUUUGUGUGUCUCUUGCUGUGCUGCCCGGGGUUCUGCAGCUGAGCUUGUAGGAAAGAUCCUGACCUGUCAUGUGCGGAGCUUAUUCAGUGUCCUCGGCAAACUGAGGGGCCCCAUUAAUAAAUCCCCCAACGCAAGAAACAGUGGAAUUGUGAUGCUUGAGAGCAUUUCUGUAGCUGUGUUGGUGUCACUGAUCAUUAAUUUGUGGCUACAGCAAGUGUGGAAGGCGGUUGUGAAAGCUGCUGAUUGCUCUGGAAAGGGGACGGGGGCUGGAGAAGUGAUCACAGCCAGGGCUGCACACCCAGAAUCGCUGCAGAAGGUGAUUUCAUUGUCUCACUGAAUCCGUUUGCUUUUUUUUUAUGGCUGCAUAUACCAGAUUAUCUGUUGAAUAGGGGUCUGGAAUAUAUAAAUUUGUAGCUCAGUUAUUUAGCUGUAGUGUAAAUUUCAACUCAUUGCACUGAGACUGUAGGAAAUGAGUUAAGGUGUUAACAGCCGAUUGUUGUAAUAACUGCUGUUGUCAUGGAGCCAUGUAGCACGUUUGGUUUUACGAGUGUUGUUGACUGUGUACAAAAUCACCUGGAGUGUGCUAGGUUUGUCUCUGUAAAUAAGCCUGUCUGAAUUGUUUGUGCUUUUCUAUGGAAUCUCCCUCCUUUUUUAAAAACUGAUCUUUUUUUCUUUGAAAAAGCUAAAACCUGUGUUAAUGCAUUUUAAAAGUUUACUGUUUUAAAAUGAACUCUUCGGUGUCUAUUGUAACUGUUGAGUAGGUAAAUACAGACUAAGAAGAAA